AUGAGCGAGGAUGCGCCACCGGAGUUCAGCUCUCUGCACGACGUGGGAAAGCAGGAGUGGCUAAUGCCCGCUCCCUUGGCCUCGACUGGCCCCGGCGGCAACAUGGCCCCUAGCAGUGGUGCACUCAAUGGAGAGGCCUGGGAGUUCGUGUUUCCUCCCGCAUCGCAGCAAGCACAGCCCGCCUCCCAGGCCUUAUUAGCCGAAUUCAACGCCGUCAACCAGCUGGACUCCUUGAACCUCCUGAUUCCCACCUCGUCUGCCCCUGCAACAGAAACCGCCGCUUCGACCUCUGCAAUCGCGCGAACCCUCGAGGACCGCACGGCUCGCAUGAUCAACCUCGUCACCGAGCACAACUUCGACCACCCCGAAUGGCAACGCUGGCAGACGGACGACUACUGCGCGUACCUGGAAUACAGCGACACGCCCCUAGCCAAAAGUCGCGACGAGUUCCUGUCCAAUUACAAAGCCUUUGUGCAAAGAUAUCCCGAGUAUUCCCUGGAAAUCCUGACCAUUUCGGCAAAUGUGAAUGAGAAGAACGGAAUGGGCGCCGUGUGGUGUCACUUGCGGGUCAAGGGUCAUCCGGCGAACGUGGAGCGGGAGAGUGUGACGAUUGUGCAUUGGAAGCGAAGGCAGGGCAAGUGGACCGCGUAUCGGCAGAAUGGGGUGCGCGGUGUUGCUUGGUAUCCGUGA
Neohortaea acidophila is the source of this 690-nucleotide messenger RNA. RefSeq lists its product as uncharacterized. Lineage: Eukaryota; Fungi; Ascomycota; Dothideomycetes; Mycosphaerellales; Teratosphaeriaceae. The transcript has a single exon. Bases 1 to 690 code for a protein of 229 amino acids. The record is from RefSeq and is a predicted model, not a curated record.